UUCUACUGUAUAGCAAUUUACCGUGUGGUAUAGCAAACAAUCCACAAUGCCUUUGACGUAUUUGAUUGGCAUACCAUUUGGUUGGCUGUUGCUUGGCACAUUUCAAUAUUUUGUGUGUAUCGUCAUUUUGGGUGACAGUUUCUUAGACCCAUGGUAUUUCACGUGUGCUUGGAUAGUGGAAGUAAUUUCUACGCUCCCCGUUAUUAUGAUUAUAACGAUGAUCAAAUGUUUGUACGUGCAAGUGGAAAUACUGGAACACUGUGAAAAAGUUACAUGGAUUGGUUUUACAUUUUUACUUUUUCAAGGGUUGGCCAUUAUAAUACUUCUGCUUCCAAUGUUUAGAUCGUUUUCGAGGCAUUUCCGUUACGCUAAUAGCUGGAAAAAGCAUGAAACUAUACAAGUACAUUUGGAAACAAGUAACCAGAAGACAGCAAUAAAUAACGAUAAUAAUAUUGAACUACAAGAACUUAAUUACCACCCAAUAUUUCGAACUAAAUAAUAAUAAUCUACAAUUUAAUAUGUUAGGUACCCACCUAAGUGUUUUUUUUAUUAUAUAGCAAACAUAUUAGGUAGGUAUUUUUUUUGUAAUAAUAUUUUGUAAAAUGUAAAUAUAUCGAGUAUUUAGUAAUUUGUUAAUAUUAAUUAUCUAUUGGUAGGUACUUACUAUGGAAUCAUAGAAUAUACAGUAUCUACUUAACUAAAUCGUCUUAGCCCCCACAACUUUAAACUUAUUAAAAUAUAUUCUACGGAGAAUGGACUAUUAGGUAUAUAUGCUUAUAGUUCAUAAAGCUUAAUAAUUCAGAAAUUACUGAUUUCAAUUUUAUUUUAUAUGUAUAUUGUAUACUGACUAUUAGGAUUUUUUCAAGGGUGGUGUGCAGACACCCAAAACGGUAUAUACUAUAUACUAUAUACAAUAUUAUAGUGCUGUAUAAUUACCUAUAAUCUAUAUUUUACGUACCUACAAC
Messenger RNA from Myzus persicae (green peach aphid), 965 nucleotides. RefSeq lists its product as uncharacterized. NCBI's taxonomy places the organism in Eukaryota, Metazoa, Arthropoda, Insecta, Hemiptera, Aphididae. The transcript is spliced from 3 exons. The coding region runs from base 47 to 499 and encodes 150 amino acids. The record is from RefSeq and is a predicted model, not a curated record.